Aedes aegypti (yellow fever mosquito) is the source of this 735-nucleotide messenger RNA. Its product is annotated as 17-beta-hydroxysteroid dehydrogenase 13-like. The transcript is spliced from 4 exons. Gene Ontology annotation, molecular function: oxidoreductase activity, acting on the CH-OH group of donors, NAD or NADP as acceptor. The record is from RefSeq and is a predicted model, not a curated record. Lineage: Eukaryota; Metazoa; Arthropoda; Insecta; Diptera; Culicidae. Gene Ontology annotation, cellular component: lipid droplet. Bases 42 to 500 code for a protein of 152 amino acids.
UUUUUUUCACAUUCUAGACCAUCCGUACAUUCAUCGAUGGGAUGAUUGAACGCCGUAUGGGUCACAUUGUUGCAGUUGCUUCUGUAGCAUCUUACCUCCCGCAAGGCCGAAUGAUAUCCUACGUUGCCUCGAAAUAUGGACUUCGUGGCAUGAUGGAAGCCUUUAGUGACGAGCUUUACUAUGAAGGACUAUCGGAUCAGAUAAAAACGACAAUCACGUUCCCAUUUUUCAUGCCCACUCGAAAGGAAUUGAUUGAUAUGCUUUGUAAAUUGAAAAUUAUCGCUAGAGUGCCAAUUUUUGCACCGGAGAAAAUGGCACGUCGAACCGUCAAUGGAAUUCUCUGCAACAGUCGACAAGUAUUUUUGCCGAAAAUUUUCGGCUUCGGAUUGAAGGAGUACGAAUUCAUUCCAAACGACGUGAAACGAUUGGGACGGAAGCUGGUGUUCCAAAGUGACAUUCCACGAUUGAUGCCGUUGCCUUCACAGUUCAAUAUGGGGUGAUUCUCAUGUAACGGGCAUAAUUGGACCUCCGACGAUGGGCAUAAUUUGAUCUCCGAUUGGUCUAAAUUCGUAUCGGUCAAUUGCUACUUUGAAUCAGUAAAAAGAAGGAAAUUUGUUUUAUAACUUUUUAUACAGUAAAACAAAUACUCACUGUGUUCCACAAAAGCUACAUUUUUGUGGUUUAGCAUUACCAAUUGUAAAAUAAGCAGUACCUGGAAAGAGAAGAAUAAUUAUG